UAUAAGCAGGCCAGGAGCUCUGAGAGUAGGAAUCUGAGCGAGGAAGACACGGCGCUGGAACCCAUGGACACUUCAUACCCCCGCGAGGAUCCCCGGGCCCCAGCUUCCCGCAAGGCUGAUGAUGAUGCUGCCCACACAGCCCUCCCUCUGGGAGCGCCGCGCCCCGUGCCACGUGACCACCUGCUCUGGUCAGUCUUCAGCACGCUCUACCUGAACCUGUGCUGCCUCGGUUUCCUGGCACUGGUGCACUCUGUCAAGGCCAGAGACCAGAAGGUAGCUGGGGACCUGGAGGCUGCACGGCGGUUUGGCUCCAAAGCCAAGUGCUACAACAUUUUGGCUGCCAUGUGGACAGUGGUGCCCCCACUGCUGCUCUUGGGGCUGGUGGUGACCGGUGCCUUACACCUAUCCCGGCUGGCCAAGGACUCGGCAGCAUUCUUCAGCACUAAGUUUGAAGAUGGGGACUAUGACUGAUGCACUCGAUCCUGACCGUCCUGAACCGGGGACACCGAUUCCAGGUGCUCAAUACCGGCUCUCUGGAGUUGUGUCCUACUAAUUUCUGCCCUAUCCCGACCCAAGAAGCCACCCUCUUGUCCAACCUGAGCACUCAAUUCAUACCCCAGGGACCUCCCUCAAACCUUGUGGGUCCUCAGCACCUGGCCCUGCCCCCUUCUCCUUACUCACCAGAGUCUUGGCUCACAAUUAAAAGUACCAGGUUCCA
Molecule: messenger RNA, 718 nt
Organism: Jaculus jaculus (lesser Egyptian jerboa)
Lineage: Eukaryota; Metazoa; Chordata; Mammalia; Rodentia; Dipodidae
Gene: Ifitm5
Product: interferon induced transmembrane protein 5
Exons: 2
Coding region: 64-471 (135 amino acids)
Biological process (GO): bone morphogenesis; bone mineralization
Cellular component (GO): plasma membrane
Source: RefSeq, a predicted model, not a curated record